AUGACCACCAUGAGCUCCGCCCUCGACGACGAGGACCUCUCCCUGUCCAUACAGGCGCCGCGCCGUCCUUCGAAAGACCCCGCCCCCGAGCAGCUUCCCGCCCAAGGCACACCCAUCAUUCGCGCACCGCCAGGUCACGGUCAGCCAAACCCGAAGUCACUGCCGUCGCGCCUGGGUCAAUACAAUGUCAUCAGAACUUUGGGAGAAGGUUCGUUCGGCAAGGUCAAGCUCGCGACUCAUGUCGUCACCGGUCAAAAGGUGGCUCUCAAGAUCAUCUCGCGCCGCAAGCUGGUCACCCGAGAUAUGACUGGCCGCAUUGAGCGCGAGAUCCAAUACUUGCAGCUACUGCGCCACCCACACAUCAUCAAGCUAUACACGGUCAUUACCACUCCAUCUGAUAUCAUCAUGGUGCUGGAGUAUGCCGGUGGAGAGCUUUUUGACUACAUUGUUCAGCACGGCAAGAUGCGCGAAGACAAGGCGAGGAAGUUUUUUCAGCAGAUAGUAUGUGCUGUGGAGUACUGCCAUCGCCACAAGAUCGUGCAUCGGGAUCUCAAGCCGGAGAAUCUUCUCCUCGACGACCAGCUCAAUGUCAAGAUUGCUGACUUUGGUCUGAGCAACAUCAUGACGGAUGGCAACUUUCUCAAGACGAGCUGUGGCAGUCCGAACUAUGCAGCACCUGAAGUUAUUAGCGGCAAGUUGUAUGCUGGUCCGGAGGUCGACGUCUGGAGCUGUGGUGUCAUCCUCUACGUUCUGUUGGUUGGCCGCCUGCCAUUCGACGACGAGUACAUUCCGGCCUUGUUCAAGAAGAUCGCGCAAGGCAACUACGUCGUUCCCAGCUACCUCAGUAGCGGUGCUGUGAAUCUCAUCAGACGCAUGCUGCAAGUCAAUCCCGUCAAUCGAAUGACUAUCCAAGAAAUCCGCAACGACCCUUGGUUCAAGGAAGGCCUUGCGGAUUACCUUCAGCCUGCGGUUGAGGACUUCCUAGACACUGGCGUCGACCCCAACAAAGCCAUCGACCCACAUGCGCUCGCCAAAGGCAAGCCAGUCGCAGUCCAAGAAAAGAUUCACCAGCACGUCGUAGGCAAGCUCGGUAAGACCAUGGGCUAUGCUCCAACCGAUGUGCAAGAGGCGCUCUCCACGAAUGAGCCUAGCGCCAUCAAAGAUGCAUACCUCAUUGUACGUGAGAAUCAUCUCAUGAAAAACAAUCCAUCGAUGCAAGAGGCGCAACCAGAAUUUGGACAGUCGCCACCACCUUUCAUCGCCAACAGCCUGUCGUCCAUGCGAAACUCUCCUCAGCUUAGAGGGUCGCCGCGAUCACCACGUCCGCCUGUGUCUCCACUUGCUGGUAGCAACAUCGAUCACCCUCGACAUGGCUCCACAGUCUCCAAUGGCUCUGGCUCGAUCAUAGAAGCUCGUUCGCCAGCAUCAACUGUUGCCAUUUUGCCGUCAUCCUUGCCCGACUAUCAUGCUGCCUUUAUGAAAGGGCAGAUCAAUCGGUCUUCUGAUCCUAAUGGCGAGCACGAUGACGGUGAGAAGCCGAGAACGAGAGAGGAGCAGGAAGCGACGGCACGCCGCCUCAAGCCGCAUAGCAGAAGCUCCGCAAACUUGAGCCGCCACGGGAGCGACAAACCAGAGCCGAUGACCAGUAUUCAAGAAGGAGGCAAGCACACCAAGAAGCAGCGACCGACCAAAUGGCAAUUCGGUAUCAGGAGCCGCAACUCGCCCGCAGAGGCAAUGCUGGCAAUCUACCGCGCUCUUCAGAAGAUGGGUGCUCAAUGGGAGGUUGCAAAGGCGAAGGAGCCCGGCGAGCCUGCUAGUGGCGAGGCCAGUCCGGAGCGAGGGAACGACAGAGAGCGGAGCAACAGUCCAGAGUAUAGUGACUCGGACCCAGGCUCCGGCACCGACCCAGAGUAUGCGACCCACGAAGAGCAAGAACGCCGCCGCGCCAAUCGCCGUCAGGAAGGUGGAAACCAUCCUCGUGGUCGCGAGCGUCACGGCCGAUGGAACGACUGGGGCUACGAGAUUCCUGAAGAUCCAUGGGUUAUCAACGCACGAUUCAAGAAAGAAGGCAUGUUCCCAGCUGGUGUUCCACAUCCAGCCUCAGCCCACAGCUCGCAGGUCGACUUGAACCUUAGGAGGGCAAGUUCUGUCCACAUGUCUCCGGCCGGGGGCUCGAACAAUGCAAGCCACACAUCAAGUGCGGCUGGCAGCACCGAGAACAUGGCAGCUGUUGGUCCAGGACAAGGCAGCAAAGCCAAUUCGGUGUACAGUGGUAGCACGGCCCCCACCGAAGCUCCAAAACCAGAGGAGAGCGUGUGGGUGUACGUUACGAUUCAGCUCUACGCCAUCGAAAAGGACUUCUUCUUGGUCGACUUCAAAUGCGCUGGCUAUGAGAGACUCGUCCGGCGGUUCGCGCGAGAAGUGACUGGCAGCAACGAGAGCGACGUGGUAAAGCACGACAACGCGCCUGAUGGCUACACCUCCGCGGACUUUGACGAAGAUGAGAGUGGUGAGCAGUUGGUCGGCGUCGGCCGCCCUCUGGAGGAGAAGGAGAUUACUAGUCCCUUCCCAUUCCUGGACGUGGCCAGCCGUCUGAUCAUCCAGCUCGCCGAGGCGAACGACUAG
Messenger RNA from Zasmidium cellare ATCC 36951, 2625 nucleotides. RefSeq lists its product as uncharacterized. Gene Ontology annotation, molecular function: protein serine/threonine kinase activity; ATP binding. The record is from RefSeq and is a predicted model, not a curated record. NCBI's taxonomy places the organism in Eukaryota, Fungi, Ascomycota, Dothideomycetes, Mycosphaerellales, Mycosphaerellaceae. Gene Ontology annotation, cellular component: cytoplasm. Gene Ontology annotation, biological process: intracellular signal transduction; protein phosphorylation. Bases 1 to 2625 code for a protein of 874 amino acids. The transcript has a single exon.